GGCAUCUUGACCGAGCGCGAUUACCUCAACGCGGUCGCGCGAGGUUUCAUCUCCGCGUCGACGAAAGUGAGCGAGGUGAUGACAUCUUUUCGCGACGCUUCAAAGAAAAUCGCAAAGCUCGUGUCGGUGUCGCCCGAAGAUUCUGUUCUGGCGGCGAUGGAGAGCAUGACGAACAAUCGCCUGCGUCACAUCCCCGUCAUCGCGUCUAAAGGCGUGAAUCCAAAAGAUCAAUCGCCGAUCGAACCGCGCGUUCUGGGCGUGGUCAGCAUCGGCGAAGUUUUGAAAGCUUUGCUGGCCGAGUCUCGGUCGGAGAUUUCCCACCUCGAGUCG
This is a messenger RNA of Ostreococcus lucimarinus CCE9901, 330 nucleotides long. RefSeq lists its product with no specific name. The record is from RefSeq and is a predicted model, not a curated record. The transcript has a single exon. Lineage: Eukaryota; Viridiplantae; Chlorophyta; Mamiellophyceae; Mamiellales; Bathycoccaceae. The annotation marks the transcript as partial.